Messenger RNA from Acanthocheilonema viteae, 423 nucleotides. The record is from the annotation of a GenBank genome assembly. NCBI's taxonomy places the organism in Eukaryota, Metazoa, Nematoda, Chromadorea, Rhabditida, Onchocercidae.
AUGUUAUUUCUGACAGUAAUACUUACAAAAGCAUGUGAUAUUGAAGUUCGAUUAAAAUCUGAAACUGAAAAACCAUUUCAAUUCCAUCUUUCGGUAGAAUCGGCAAGAUAUUGGAGUGAUCGAGUUAUCGUAACAGGAAAGUCGGUUACGCAACCGGAUGGUUCACUCAGUAAUUAUCAUGUUUUCCAUGUGAAAGGUUCAAAAUGUGACGACAAAAAUUGGCAUUUAUUUGUAUGGGGAUUGAAGAAGGGAACCACUUUAUCGUCGCCGAUAUGGAAAAUUACCGAUCAUCAGAAAUUUAAAAUGGAAAGCCUAUGGUUCGGAUUGUUUCAGUGGCAACCACAUAUAUAUGUCACUGUAAAAAAUAAUUUAAAAAUGUAUAUUGGACCACGAUUUGGUGUUGCAUGGUGUGAAAAUUGUUAA